CUACCUCAUGUGCCGUCACGUACAAUUUAAUUCUGUGAGUACUCAUUUGGUAAAACUACCUUUAUUUAUCUGCACUCUUCUCAAAGAUUUCUCAAAAACCGAUGCAUCAAAUUUCAAAUAAAUAAACAGUAGAGCUACACUCAGUACUGCGGUACAAAUACGCUUUACAGAGAGCUAUAUCACUCACAUGCAUACUGCCGGAAUCACGUUGUGCUCUCCGCAGUCCAAUCUGGGGAAGAUUUUCGAUUCAAUUAUAGAAUCAUCACACAACUGUCUGUGCUGCAGUUGACGAGAAGAACUUUCAGAUUCAAACCGCCUCAUAGUUGUCACAUCAAUUCUGCAAUAAACACGAGUCAAACGUUCACCUGAGGAUUUUCCUUUUUCUUUUUUUACCGCUGACCACAGUUUGGAAACUGUUGGCCUGGAUGACAUGCAAUGUGUGAGUUUAUGCUCCUCACCGGAGAUAACGGAUAAUCUGUGCCUGCCAUUGACCCUUUUCCUAAUCUCCAAAACCCAACAGUUUAAGGAAAAAGAAAAUCAAAAAUGGAAGAAAAAAAAAAUCAACAUGUUGAAUUAGAUUUGAGUUUAAAUUUGAACAAAAUCAAGGAGAAGAUGUUCAGUUUGUUUGGAAAAAAGUAGAGUGGCUUAAAUUAACCAUAGAAUAUUAUUGAAACAGACAUUGCUUUUUUUGUUGUGUUGAUUUCAUCAAAUAUUUUUUUUUAAAAAAUGAAUAUAAAAUGAGAUCAAAUGCUUUAAGAUUGACAUUCUAUUCCUCAUUGAUCCAUCCACCUCGUCUCCACAUCGUCCUCCGGGACAAUGUCCUCUUUUUACUGGGCGAGGGAGUUCCACAUCGCUCCACUCUACAUUAUGCCCCCCCCCCAAAAAAAAAGAACCGUCGCAGGGAUUAUUACGCGUGGCGUCUGCGUUUUUAAAUCUGCCCCAACUUCGCUCCAGCCACCACACCGCGCGGAAGGGGGGGGGGGGAUUUAACAGCUACCUUACCGAGUCGUUGAGCCUCCUCACCGAGUAGGAAAUUAUUGGAGCGAGAGCGAGGGAGAGCGAGAGAGAGAGAGAGGGAGAGAGAGACGCACGGCGCUGGAUUAUUCGGGCAGAGCGGCUGCAGCCACGGUGGAUGUAACACGGGCGGACGACGGACGGAGAGCUCGAAUCUAUUCAGACUGCGAGUUUUGUAUAUUUUUUGAAUUCUCUCUCCCGACGGACGGACGGCGCCGGGCGGGAUGCUGGAUAUGGUUGUGAGGGCCUGUUUCUAUCGUCCUGUCGUACAGUGAGGCAGUGAGCUCACGGUGGAUACAGCAUGCAUGUGUCGACAUAUCCCAUGAUGCACUCUGCCAGUCCAGGCCUGCUCCUCCUCAGCUUCCUCUUCCUUGCUGAUGCCGACUCACCCCCCAGGUUUACGCGAACCCCCGAAGAUCAGACAGGAGUCCAGGGGGGAGUGGCCUCCUUUGUGUGCCAGGCCACGGGGGAGCCACAGCCCAAGAUUGUCUGGAACAAGAAAGGCAAAAAAGUCAGCAACCAGAGAUUUGAGGUUAUAGAGUUUGACGACGGGUCCGGCUCGGUCCUGCGGAUCCAGCCGCUGAGGACCCCCAGGGACGAGGCCAUUUACGAAUGUCACGCCUCCAACUCUGCAGGAGAGCUCAUUGCCUCCACCCGACUGAGUGUGCUACGGGAGGACCAGCUGCCCUCGGGGUUCCCCACCAUAGACAUGGGCCCCCAGCUGAAAGUGGUGGAGCGCUCCCGGACCGCCACUAUGCUCUGCGCCGCUAGCGGCAACCCUGACCCAGAAAUUACCUGGUUCAAGGAUUUCCUGCCGGUCAACACGUCCAAUAACAACGGACGAAUCAAGCAGCUCCGCUCAGAGUCCUUUGGUGGCACGCCCAUACGAGGUGCCCUCCAGAUAGAGAUGAGCGAGGAGUCAGACCAGGGGAAGUAUGAGUGUGUCGCCACCAACAGCGAUGGGACACGCUAUUCCACUCCAGCUAACCUCUAUGUCAGAGAGCUGCGAGAAGUGCGCCGCGUCCCCCCUCGCUUCUCCAUCCCCCCAGCGGACAGCGAGAUCAUGCCGGGGGGGAACGUCAACAUCACCUGCGUCGCCGUCGGCUCCCCGAUGCCGUACGUGAAGUGGAUGCUGGGGGCAGAGGACCUGACGCCCGAGGACGACAUGCCCAUCGGCCGCAACGUCCUGGAGCUGACCGACGUGCGCCAGUCCAACAAUUAUACGUGCGUCGCCAUGUCGACGCUCGGCGUGAUCGAGGCGGUGGCGCAGAUUACCGUGAAAGCUCUGCCGAAGGCCCCUGGUACCGCCGUGGUGACGGAGAGAACUGCAACGAGCAUCACACUCACCUGGGAUUCCGGCAACCCCGAGCCUGUCUCCUACUACAUCAUACAGCACCGUGCCAAAGGGUCAGAGGAUCCCUAUAAGGAGAUCGAUGGCAUCGCCACAACGCGCUACAGCGUGGGCGGCCUCAGCCCAUACUCCCACUACGACUUUCGGGUGGCGGCCGUCAACACCAUUGGCCAGGGCCCCUCCAGCGAGGUGGUGGAGGCCCGCACAGCCGAGCAGGCCCCCUCCUCGCCUCCUCGGCAGGUCAGAGGUCGUAUGCUGAGCACCACAACGGCAAUCAUCCACUGGGAUGAACCAGAGGAACCCAACGGACAGGUGGUGGGCUACAGAGUCUACUACACCUCAGACAACUUGCUGCCAGUCAACCAGUGGGAGAAGCAGAUGGUGCGCAGCGCCAACUUCAUCACCAUCCAGGGUCUGACUCCCAACAAGACUUAUUACAUCAGAGUGCUGGCCUUCACCUCCGUAGGAGAUGGACCCCUGUCCCAGGACCUGCAGAUCAUAGCCAAGACCGGAGUUCCAUCCCAACCUUCGGAAUUUAAGGGCGAGGCCAAGUCCGAGACCAGUAUCCUGUUGUCCUGGGUCGCCCCACCCCAGGGUGGCCCCGACAACCAGAUCACGGGAUAUGAACUGGUCUACCGACGAGCUGACGACACAGAGGAGAAGAAAGUGAGCUUUGAGCCCACCACCUCCUACCUGUUAAAGAACCUGAAGCCUUUCUCCACCUACACCUUCCAGCUGGCUGCCAGGAGCAAGCAUGGAAUUGGGGCGUACACCAACGAGGUGUCCAUCGACACACCGCAGACGCUUCCUUCAGCGCCUCCCCAGGACAUCACAUGCGCCAGUCCCAGCUCUACCAGCAUUCUGGUAAGUUGGGCUCCACCCCCUCUGGAGUUUCAAAACGGCGUCAUCACCGGAUACUCCAUCCAGUACUCCACUACCGAGGGCAACAAAAUAUCUAAAAGUGUUGACGGAAUUCCUCCGGAGAGUUCUCCGUAUCUCCUGGAAGACCUGGAGAAAUGGACUGAGUAUGGCAUAACGGUACGGGCGCAGACGGAAGCCGGCGACGGACCGGAGAGUUUACAGCUGCUCAUCCGCACCGAGGAAGAUGUUCCAAGUGGUCCUCCGCGGGGGGUGGAGGCGGAGACUGUGAACGCCUCGGCCGUUAGGGUGAAAUGGCGAGCACCAGCACCCGAACGGCAGCACGGUCAGGUCCGAGGCUACCAAGUCCACUAUGUGAGGAUGAACUACGGAGAACCUCAGGGUCAGCCGUUCAUCAAGGACAUCCUCAUAGAGGACUCUCAGUGGGAACAUGGUGACUCAGCUGAAUAUGAGGUGGUUCUCGGAGACCUGAAGGCAGACACCGCCUACUCUGUAUCGGUGGGGGCUUACACUGCCAAGGGCGACGGCGCUCGCAGCAAACCUGUUACCGUCUGCAGCGCCCUGCCACUGCCCGAGAAGCCCAAACUGACUGUGAGCGCCACCGAUUCAGGUACGGCUCUGCUUCAGUGGUACCCGCCGCCCAACCUGCCCACCCCGCUCCUCGGGUACCGCCUCACCUUCGGACGCGUCGACGUCCUCCCCUUCACGGUGGUGGAGUUCCCUACCAAGGAGAACCGCUACACCGCCCAGGACGUCCACAAGGGAGCCAACUACGUGUUCAGGCUGUCCUCCCGUAACAAAAUGGGCUACGGCGAGGAGGCCGUCAAGGAGCUGACCACUCCGGAGGAUGCCCCAAGUGGAUACCCAGAAAAUAUCAUCUCGGAGGAGGCGUCUGCCACCUCCCUCCGGCUGGAGUGGAAAUCGGUCCCGCUGAUUGAGCAAAACGGGAAAAUCACCAAGUACUCUGUCCUGUACAAGGAUAUAAACAGUCGAGGGAACGCCUCGGAGGUCGCGGUGCCCACUCCAGGGGCGAGUGUUUUGUUGGAGGGUCUGAGUGCCGAUACUGUGUACGAAGUCAGGUUGUGCGCGUUCACAGCUGUUGGCCCCGGGCCGUUCAGCCCAAGUGUCCAGUUUAGGACGCAGCGGCUAGACCAAGUUUUUGCCACCAACUUCAGAGUAAAAGCUGCCAUGAAGAACUCUGUUCUGCUGUCCUGGGAGAUACGAGACAAGAACCCUGCCCAGCCGUUCACCAUCCUGUAUGGAAAGAGCCAGUCCGUGGAGGUGGAUGGGAAGCAGACUCAGAAGCUGAUCACCGGCUUGGAGCCGGACACGCAGUAUUCCUUCCUGCUCACCAACCGGGCCAACAGCGCCGGGGGUCUGCAGCACCGCGUCACCGCCACCACCGCCCCGGACAUCCUGAAGACCAAACCCACGGUGGUGGGGAAGACCAACGCAGACGGCAUGGUGACCGUGCAGCUGCCGACCGUGCAGACCACGGCCAAAGUCAGGGGUUACUAUGUGGUGGUGGUGCCACUGAAGAAGCAGAGAGGAGGGAAGUUCCAGAAUCCCUGGGAGGAGCCCGACCAGAUGAACCUGGAUGAGCUGCUGAAAGAGAUCAACAGGACCAGUGUCAGUCGCGCCCUUCGCAUCCGCAGACAGGCCGGCCAAUCAGAUCCGAGGGCCUACGUCACCGCUCACUUCAAGACCCUCCCCCUGGAGUUCACGCUGGGUGAUGGGCGAAACUACGGCGACUUCCGCAACCGUCCGCUGCAGAACGGACAGGAGUAUGUUUUCUUUGUGCUUGCGCUGUUGGACCUCUCUGAGAACACCAUGUACGCCACCAGCCCUUAUUCUGAUCCCGUGACCUCAUCGGAUGUGGAUCCUCAGCCAAUCGUCGAUGAGGAAGAGGGUCUGUUGUGGGUGGUGGGGCCUGUGCUGGCUGUCAUCUUCAUCGUCUGCAUCGUCAUCGCCAUCCUCCUGUUCAAGAGCAAACCCGACAGGAAAAGGGCCGAGGCUGAGGGCAGGAAGGGCAGUUUCCCCUGCAGCAAAGCCAUGUCGUCCCACCAUCCCACUGAUCCCGUGGAGCUACGCCGAAUCAACUUCCAGACUCCAGCCUACCGCGUAUCAGUGUACCGCGGCUACCGCCGUUUGUCAAGCAUGACGAGUCACCCGCCCGUCCCCAUCUCUGAGCUAGCAGAUCACACCGAGCGCCUCAAGGCGAACGACAAUCUCAAGUUCUCUCAAGAGUACGAGUCCAUCGACCCCGGUCAGCAGUUCACAUGGGAGAACUCCAACUUGGAGGUCAACAAACCAAAGAACCGCUAUGCUAACGUCAUUGCCUAUGAUCACUCCAGGGUCAUACUCUCCGGUAUUGACGGUGUCCCAGGCAGUGACUACAUCAACGCCAACUAUGUCGAUGGCUACCGCCGUCAGAAUGCCUAUAUCGCCACUCAGGGAUCCCUCCCUGAGACUUUCGGGGAGUUCUGGAGGAUGGUCUGGGAGCAGCACACGGCUAACAUUAUCAUGAUGACCAAGCUGGAAGAGAAGUCACGGAUGCCCUCUUAUUUCUUCUCUAAGGUGAAGUGUGAUCAGUACUGGCCAACGCGGGGCACAGAGACCUACGGCCUCAUCCAGGUCACUCUGCUGGACACCGUGGAGCUGGCCACCUACUCUGUCAGGACCUUCGCUCUUUACAAGAGCGGCUCCAAUGAGAAGCGCGAGGUUCGUCACUUCCAGUUCACAGCCUGGCCGGACCACGGGGUGCCUGAACACCCCACUCCCUUCCUGGCCUUCCUACGCAGGGUCAAGGCCUGCAACCCUCCAGAUGCCGGUCCCAUGGUCGUCCAUUGCAGUGCUGGAGUUGGUCGCACGGGGUGCUUCAUCGUGAUCGAAGCCAUGGCGGAGCGAAUCAAGCAUGAAAAGACCCUGGACAUCUACGGCCAUGUCACGCUGAUGCGCUCCCAGAGGAACUACAUGGUCCAGACGGAGGACCAGUACAUCUUCAUCCACGAUGCGCUGCUGGAGACCGUGACCUGCGGGAACACUGAGGUCCCCGCCAGGAACCUGUACUCCUACAUCCAGAGGCUGACGCAGAUCGAACCAGGGGAGAAUGUCACCGGCAUGGAGCUGGAGUUCAAGCGUCUGGCCAGUGCCAAGGCCCACACAUCGCGGUUUGUGAGCGCCAACCUGCCGUGCAACAAGUUCAAGAACCGGCUGGUGAACAUCAUGCCCUACGAGACCACGCGAGUGUGCCUGCAGCCAAUCAGAGGAGUGGAGGGAUCGGACUACAUCAACGCCAGCUUCAUCGAUGGAUACAGGCAGCAGAAGGCCUACAUAGCAACCCAAGGCCCGCUGGCUGAGACCACAGAGGACUACUGGAGGAUGCUGUGGGAACACAACUCCACCAUAGUUGUCAUGCUAACCAAACUGAGAGAAAUGGGACGGGAGAAGUGUCACCAGUACUGGCCUGCAGAGCGCUCAGCCAGGUACCAGUACUUUGUGGUGGAUCCCAUGGCCGAGUACAACAUGCCCCAGUACAUUCUGCGAGAGUUCAAAGUCACUGAUGCCAGGGACGGCCAAUCACGGACAGUUCGUCAGUUCCAGUUCACCGAUUGGCCAGAGCAAGGAGUGCCAAAGUCAGGGGAGGGAUUCAUUGAUUUCAUUGGCCAGGUGCACAAAACUAAAGAACAGUUUGGCCAGGACGGGCCAAUUACUGUGCACUGCAGUGCUGGAGUCGGCAGGACCGGUGUGUUCAUCACCCUCAGCAUUGUUCUGGAGAGGAUGAGGUACGAGGGAGUGGUGGACAUCUUCCAGACUGUCAAGAUGCUGCGCACCCAGAGACCUGCCACCGUUCAGACAGAGGACCAGUACCAGUUCUGCUACCGGGCCAGCCUAGAGUACCUGGGAAGCUUUGAUCACUAUGCAACAUAAACCCGACUGGCCGUGUCUCAUGCCACAUCCCAGCUAGUGCACUUUUCUUAGGUCACACGCGGCCUAAAUGAAUGCACUAGGCUGCAGUGUGUCUUUUGAAGAUUUUUUGCGACCACAUGCAGAGUGAAAGGGGACCCAUCGGCUUUUCCCGUACUCAGAAACAGCACCUCCAACUGAGCCAUAGCAACCUGCUUGACAAGGGUGUUUCCUUUCACCCUCAGCCCAAACACACCCAUUGGUCAGUCUGAAGAAGCAACUUCAACCACUGUUCCAAUCAGAAUACUUGAUCAAAUAUUGAUUUUUUUUUUAUUAUUAUUAUUAUUCGUUUCAGUGCUUUUGUGAGCACCCAGAUUGCUUUACAUUGUUUGGGUGUGGAACUCACCUCGUCCACCACCAGUGUAGCAUCACCAACCUAGGCACAGGACCCGGCUACAGUAUUUAGCUGUCACAAGAAAUUUAGAUUUUUCUAUCUUGAGGACUGUCCAGAAGGAGUCUACAAAUCCAUCUUAUGGAAGUCUCGUGGACUGAAGGAACUGGGACUUUUGAGCACCAGGGAAUUGCCAACGGGAGACUGAGAACACAGAGCACACAGUAUUAAAAAGACAAAGAAUAUACAUCCCAAAAAAAGACACCAAGCUAUGUUUUCCUAUUUUGUUUUGGAAACAGACUCUUCUUGUGAAUGAAAAACCAGAUAUUUCUACCAUACAGUAAUAAAAACCACCAGUUCAACCUUAUGCUUCAUGUUUUAAGAUAAGGGAAGCUUGAGAGAGGUUUAAAAUGCAUACCACAAAGUAAAACAUUCAUUUAGUUUUUUAGAAAAGAAAAUAUAGAUAUGUGACUAUCUUGUUUUUUUAAAAACUAGCUAUUCUUUAUGGCAUGUUCUGUUUUUUUUUGUUUUUACAGAUUUAUGACUUUGUCCCCACUGACAAUACAAAGGCAAAGUGGUAUUUUUUACCCUUCUGUGUAAUACAAUGAGCUGUAGCGUUUUAACAAAAAAAGAGGAAAAAAAAGUGAUACGGUACUGUUUUAAAGUGUACAAUCAAAUCUAGUGUGGAAAAUGUUCACAAUUCUAUAAAAAAAAGCACCACAAUUGAGUGUCACUCCUGUAUUCUCUAACCCACUCGGUUGUUCGAAAACACACGGUUGUUUCACCAUGCACACGGGACUCUCAACCUCAUCUCUAUCUGGCCUGCCGGUGUCAAAGAAGACAGCCAUUUUUGAAUUCCCAGGGGCCGACCGAGGUGCAGCAUUAAACCCUGCUGCCACUGGGACGUCCCGAGAAUAAUCUCGCCACGUUCUUCUGUGUGCAGGUUGAUCUGAAAGUCCAGAUAGAAACAACAGAGAGCAUGCACGGAAAAGCAAAGUACGACAAAAACAUCUAUUUAUGUGUCCAAAUAAGCUUCACAAAGAUUUCUUAAGCAGGGAGCGAGCCAGGGAUGUAGAAAAACGAGGGGGGGGGGUUAGGGCAGGAACAAUUUUCUCACUGGAAUGCUCACCUAUGACUUCUCUCUCUGUCUGAUUCAGUGUGCAAUAAGUAGAUGUAUUAUAUAUUUUUGUGUGUAGUCACUAACUGCAGUUAUAUGCCAUUAUGAAGACGAUGAUAUUGAUGACGCAUCUUUUUUCCAGACACAAAGAUGUUGUAUGAUUCUCGCCACUGUUAAAUGUGUCCAAACAGAGGGACGACCUCUGACCUCUUAGGAAGUAGAUCUUUUAUCAUGUCACAGUUUCAGUCGAUGAUGUCAUACUUUCUGUGUGUCAUGGCAACCGACGAAUGAUCAAACUCAUACUUCAAACAGCAUCUAAUAAGUAUUUUGAUUUUAGAUUUCUAGUGCCUUAUAUUACACGCCUAUUUUGAUAAAGUUACUUUAAAGGGUUCUUUUGUGUAUCUUAUGUGUGUGUGCUUGUAUGUAUGUGAACCGAAUGUAUGUGUAUAUGAUUUUGUUAUGUUACAGUACGUAUACGUAUCUAGUGUGUUGUGUUUUUGGCUGUGAAACUUUGUAUGGACGAGCUCUGCGGAGGCUGGAUAGUUGUACUCAUCACUUUCCCAGCAACAACACUGUCAUAUCUCUUUUAAUCGAAAUGAUAUCUUACAUGAGACUCAAAUACAUUAAAAAAAAAAAAGCUGGCUCAGAGGAGUCAUACUUACUCAGCUUCAUCGAAAUCAAGAUGAAGCUGAACUACGGUGGCUAACUUUGUCCGUUUUGGAGAAAAGCUAAGAAACGAACCAAACCGAUACCUGAAGCCCUCCUCCUAAAAUCCGUCACACUGCUCAUCUGUGUCACUCAUCCUGAUGUCAACAGUUAUAUAUAUUUUUUCCUUUAACGACAAAGGCUGAGAGAAGUUCAGGUGCUACGCCUCCAACACAGAAACCAUCAUUUUUUGUAUCUCCGUUAGCGCUUGACCGUAUUAGGGAUCGUUGACGGAUUCCCACCAUCUUACAGUAACCCUGUUGUCGUUUUUUGUAUGCAUGGUACCACUUUUGAGAUGCCCCUUUGGUCGCACCUGUUAUGGGAAGACUUGCACUUUCUCUCUUUGUACUAUGCACUAAUACUAGUAUCCUAUUAUCUCUGAUAGCCCCCUCCCCCUCCCAAAGGAGUUUUACUUGAACUCAGUAAAGAUGGACCCUGUAAUGCUCACAUGGUUGUUUAUAUGUAAAUAACACAAAACACAGAGAGUAAUUGAAAUGCAUAAACAAAUGAAUGAAUAGAUCAACAAUUAAGGUAAAGAGUGAAUAAGAAUCUAUCAGAGUGAUAUAAUACAACGAUGCACCGGAAGUCACAAUUUAUGGCACAGCAGUAUGUGCAAUACAUCACAUUGUGGAUUUGUUGUACCACAAAAGAGACGUUUCACAAAGAAAGUGUUCUAUUUUACCCCCUUAAUGUAUCAUGUAGAUGGAUAAAACUGGAGUUUAUAAAUUGUAUAAAAAUUCAAAUAUGGUGUUACUUGGAUCAAUUACCUUUAAUUGGUCUGUAAAUGUAAACAUUUUUUUUUUUUUUUAAUUUGGUUUGUUUUCUGCUCCGGGUCAACAAGUGCUUUUUAUUUUCCUACAUUUGUUCUCGAAGCGAGUGAAAACCGAAAAACAGGACUGUAUGGAUUUCUGUUCUCUGUCGACACAAGUUUCAUUUGUUACAAAUAAACUCAAGUGAAAUAAUUGCUA
Molecule: messenger RNA, 10331 nt
Organism: Anarrhichthys ocellatus (wolf-eel)
Lineage: Eukaryota; Metazoa; Chordata; Actinopteri; Perciformes; Anarhichadidae
Product: receptor-type tyrosine-protein phosphatase delta-like
Exons: 42
Coding region: 1316-7174 (1952 amino acids)
Biological process (GO): protein dephosphorylation
Molecular function (GO): protein tyrosine phosphatase activity; protein binding
Source: RefSeq, a predicted model, not a curated record